Sus scrofa (pig) is the source of this 2833-nucleotide messenger RNA. NCBI's taxonomy places the organism in Eukaryota, Metazoa, Chordata, Mammalia, Artiodactyla, Suidae. The record is from RefSeq and is a predicted model, not a curated record.
CCAGGACCAUUCAUAAACUAAAUAACUCCAGGAAACAGCAAGGCAGAAAGAGAGAGAAAGAGACAGAGACAGAGAGAAAGAGAGAGAGAGAGACUCAGAGAGAGAGAGAGAGAGAGAGAGAGAGAGAGAGACUCGGAGAGAGAGGGAGGGAGAGGGAGAGAGAUUUGAAGCGAGAGGGAAAGAGACAUCAGAGGGGAGGAGGGAGAGACGACUCAGAAAGUGGAAUCUGCACAAGCAACCUAAAGGGGGAGGAGAGGAAAAACCCUCGAAUCGUUAUAACUAAACCCCAGAUGCAAAGCAAGCAACGACCUCGUCACACUAAAAUAGACUUUGUGAGGGCCAAAAUUAUAAAUUACGAAGCAGAAAUGAAUAUCAACCAACUUCCAGCAGUUUGCACCUAAGACAGACAAGAAGAACCCACUGCAAACAAACCAACCCAGUCCAAACAACGCCUCCAGUAGGAGAAGAGGAAAACCACUACAAGAGGACCCCCUGAGAAGAGACCAGACCCACACGCUGAGAGCGCAGGCGUCUGCGAACCUCCGAACCUCCGUGCCGCGGACGGAGGUGCACUUCACUGCUCUCUGGACAUUAAUUACACCCUUCACCUUCCAUUCGGGGGAGGGUUAGGAGAAAAGCACUCACCUAAGCUGAAUGAAGAAGGGCGACCAGCGUGGGGGAGAAGUUUAAGAAUGAAACACUGAAUGUUUCGCUUUUAUUUUUAAAUUUACUCUGGCACUUAAAAGACCUGAUUUCCAGAUUCCCGGGCCAUCUCUGAUGCAGACGUCUAAGCCUAACCUCUUGGUAACCUGAAUUUUUCUCUCUCCCCCUGCCCUUUUCCCUCCUCCCCUUCAUCUCUCCCGCAGGCACAUCUUUAUUUCGCUUAUCAAGAGAAAGCAAAAAAGUCUCAGCACGUACUUUUCUUUUUCAAAGAUCACCUUUUUUUUUUUCUUCUUAUUUUCUCGAUAAGAGAAAAGCUUUUGAAAGAGAGCGAGACAGCUGAAGCACCAGCUGGCCAGCCCAGGUGGAAAACAAGAGUGAAAGUGGGGCUUAGUGGGAGCGCAGCGCCUCUUUCGCAAGCCGCAGGGCCACCACCAGCGCUUGAGCCUUGGAUCCCUCAACGUACUGCGAGACGCCGGUGUACAGCCCGGACCUGUGCCCCAACAUGAUCGCCGCCCAGGCCAAGCUGGUCUACCAGCUCAACAAAUACUACACGGAGCGCUGCCAGGCGCGCAAGGCGGCCAUCGCCAAGACCAUCCGGGAGGUCUGUAAGGUGGUCUCGGACGUGCUCAAGGAAGUGGAGGUACAGGAGCCCCGCUUCAUCAGCUCCCUGAGCGAGAUCGAUGCUCGCUACGAGGGGCUGGAGGUCAUCUCGCCGACAGAGUUCGAGGUGGUGCUCUACCUAAACCAGAUGGGCGUCUUCAACUUCGUGGACGACGGCUCGCUGCCCGGCUGCGCAGUGCUCAAGCUGAGCGAUGGGCGGAAGCGGAGCAUGUCUCUCUGGGUCGAGUUCAUCACAGCGUCCGGCUACCUCUCUGCGCGCAAGAUCCGCUCACGCUUCCAGACGCUGGUGGCUCAGGCGGUGGACAAGUGCAGCUACCGGGAUGUGGUCAAGAUGAUCGCGGAUACCAGCGAGGUCAAGCUGCGCAUCAGGGAGCGCUACGUGGUGCAAAUCACUCCUGCGUUCAAGUGCACCGGUAUCUGGCCUCGCAGUGCGGCCCAGUGGCCUAUGCCCCACAUCCCCUGGCCCGGCCCCAAUCGGGUGGCGGAGGUCAAGGCCGAAGGGUUCAACUUGCUCUCUAAGGAGUGUUACUCCCUGACCGGCAAGCAGAGCUCUGCGGAGAGCGACGCCUGGGUGCUACAGUUCGGUGAAGCUGAGAACCGCCUGCUGAUGGGCGGCUGCCGAAACAAGUGUCUCUCCGUGCUGAAGACGCUUCGGGACCGCCACCUGGAGCUGCCAGGCCAGCCGCUCAAUAACUACCACAUGAAGACGCUGCUGCUGUACGAGUGCGAGAAGCACCCGAGGGAAACAGACUGGGACGAGGCGUGCCUGGGCGACCGGCUCAACGGCAUCCUGCUGCAGCUCAUCUCCUGCCUGCAGUGCCGCCGCUGCCCUCACUACUUUCUGCCCAACCUCGACCUUUUCCAGGGCAAGCCCCAUUCGGCCCUGGAGAGCGCUGCCAAGCAGACCUGGAGGUUGGCCAGGGAAAUUCUUACCAAUCCCAAAAGCCUGGAUAAACUAUAGGGUGCCAGGGACUGCUUGAAAAGCGACACAAACGGGAAUGCUCUCAGACACACAACACACACAACUGGGCGACCAACAGCGGAAACUCCAGACACAAACUUUUUUGUGAGCCACCUAAAAGGAAGGAGAACCCAACAGAAGACCCUCCCUAAUUAACGAGCGAACAAAAGGAGAGCAAACCAACCAACCAAACAAACAAAAUCACAUUCUUGCACAAAAGUGAUCGUUUUCUUCCGAACAAUGUGAAUUUAAAAGGUCACACAAAAGAAGCAAUCGGGCUUUGCCACCACAAAAUGAAACCCAAGGUACAUUUUCAAAUCAAAGUAUUGUAGUUUCUCCCUUUUACUUCUCUCUCUCUUUCUUUCUCUCUGUCUGUCUGUCUUCAAUUUGUUUUGGGUUGCCUGAAUGUUGUCACCAAGUGAAAAAGUAUUUAAUUAUAUGUAAAAUUUCUCUUUUAAACAAAACUUUGCUGAUGUUAAAUGUAUCUCAGUGCCAAUGUCAGAUGUGCCCCUCCCUCUCUCGCACCUCUACCCUCACCUUAAGCAGUCUUGUCGAAAACAGUAAUAAAAAUAUUACUUUACGUUGUAA